GCGUCUAGGCUCCUACCAUGAGCUUUCAGCACUUCAGGCUUCACCCUCUCACCCCGCAGACGGCACAUACAGUCACAAAUCAGCAUUCGCAGUCGUCUCUUUCGCAGGCACUUGUCCAACCGCAGACAUCUCUCUCCUCGCAGCCGAUUCUGAAUAAUGGCGGCCCAACCAUUCAGAUUCAACGCGUACAGAACGGCAUGAAGAAAGGACCGUACGGUUCAGGCGACGCUGAUGAUGGUUACACGUUGGUAUUCGAGACUAUGGAGGCGUUUCAAGAGUGGAGACGGAAGGAAGAGGAGGAGAAGAUGAUCGAGUUCGUAAAAGGAGACACGCAUGGUUCGAAAGCGGUGCCCCCUCGCUUCAAGGACCAUACCAAACUCGUGUGCGCACGUCAUACGCGUAGCGGGCGGAAAAAAUACGUGAAGAAAUAUCCUGACAGAGUGCGCAAGGUUCCUAGUCGUAAGCUUGAGGGAACAGGAUGUCCCGCCUCCAUUAGCUAUAAAACAUAUUUCGAUACGGAUGAAGUCCGCGUCUGUUACAUGUCCGAGCAUUCACACGAAAUAGGCAUGGCGAACCUCCCGUUCACAAAGCGCGGGCGUAAGCUCCAAGCCGACCAGCAGCAAUCACGAGCUAGAAGUCGCGCGGCAAGGGAAUCGAGCGAGGCAUCCAAGUCACCACCUCCGGACGAAGCAGGCCGUUCGCCUACCGCGGGUCCCUCGAACCCGCCAUCUCAGCAAGCCGGUAUACCUCCGUCAAACCCUGGCCCUACUAUGCAGACCUUCCAAGCGGCCAUACCAAUGAUGCACCACCAUCAGCAGCCGCCACCGCAGCCUCUUGCCCCACCCCCACCCCCGCCGCCGCAACCCCUCGCUCAGGAGCGGUGGGACCGGAUGAGCGUGCUAUUUCAGGGAAUACGGGAUAAUGCACGCAAUUUUGAAUACCCAGCACCGUCCGUUGCGGCGCUGGAGAGCAUCUUAAUCCGCUUGUAUCUGGAGAGCCCUAUGGGUGGCGGGGUAGUUAACGGGGGGUAGCCGUGACCUUGCCCAUUAUUACAUCCCCACAGUCACACUCUGCCAACAUGUGUAAGUCCUCCAGCCACCUUCCAGUUCUACGAGUUUAGCGCGAGACCUGCCUUGGGCUGAGCGGGACUCGAUAGACCAUGUACCUCGAUUAGCCUUUCGCUUUUCCAGCUCACUACUUCUGUGCUAUAUCCAUGAAUGUCUAGUACAGGACGGGACACCACUCAUACCUGUCCUCUCUAAGCGCUUGUGUCGUUCCGGCACGCGCAUUUGAGGCUCUAUGCUGUCUGCGAAAUCCCGAGCCCCUGGCGGUUCUGGACGACCAUACCUUACAGUUGCCGCUUUCGUGCAGUAACGAAUGGCUUUGAAGACGAGGAAGAUUCAAGUGCGACAAGUGACUUUUGCAGCCUACGCGUGGCAACGUCGCGUACGAUAGUAUUGAUUUCUCUGUGCUUUAACAGACAGACUU
Molecule: messenger RNA, 1488 nt
Organism: Phanerochaete carnosa HHB-10118-sp
Lineage: Eukaryota; Fungi; Basidiomycota; Agaricomycetes; Polyporales; Phanerochaetaceae
Exons: 4
Coding region: 18-1031 (337 amino acids)
Source: RefSeq, a predicted model, not a curated record